UGAACUGUCACAAGUCUCUUCAUCCAUGCCAAAUGUGAAGUUGGAGUCGUCCAGUACACUGGUAGGUUUAGGUGGAGAUGUUUACCUAGGAGGUGAUGAAAGGAUGCAGAGUGGCAUCAUCCUGGGUGGAGAUGAUGAGGAUGAGGAGGAGGGGAUGAUGAUUGGGGUUCCCAUGGCAACACAAUGUUUGAAUCAUGGUCUGAGCUUAGCCGAUGAGCUGGCUGGCAUGGGAUACCAACAGAGCUACGAGGAAGACGGAGCAGAGGGGGAGGAGGAGGAAUGCAUCAUUGGUGGUGAUGGAGGAUGCGAUAAGUUCGGAAGAAGCGAAAGAGGAGCUGAGAUGGUUGCCAGUAGAGUGAGAGAAGGAGGAGGCACAGGUUUCAUGACUGCCGAGUCAGGAGUAGGAAGAGGCGGAGGAGGUGCGGAAGGAGGAGGAGGAGGAGGAGUAUCAGUGGAUGUUGAUGAUGAGGAUGAAGAAAUUAUCAGUUUAGAGACUCCUAAAGCAUCUCCUAGUAGGAGUCCUAGGCCAGGAGACUUGCACAUCAAAUAUAGACAGAUUGAGGAUGUUCUUCACUGGGUCCAUGUCACACUGACCCACAUCAUCCUGGAGCUUCACUCCUUGGUGCGCUUACCCCUCACCGACCUGGGCAUCAUGCAUGCAUCCAGUGUCCUACACUCCGUCCACCCAACCUCCUCGCACCACGCCCCUGUAUCGUCCAGCCCCUGGUCCACAGCAGCUACCCCAGCACUUCACAUAGAUGAUGAUGAUGAUGAUGAGGAAGAUGGGGACAUGGAUGAAGGUCGGAGGUCAGAGUUGAUAGGUGACAAGGUCAAGUCCCAACUGAGUGUGCUGAGGAGUAUGCUGAGUAUCGUGGUGAAUGGAUCACCAAAGAUGCUGAACGGGGCCUACAGAGGGCGACGGCAGGAGGACCAGGAGCGGAUCGGUCAGCUGGAGGGGCACGCGGAGGCCCUGGAGAGGGAGCUGAAGGACACCAGGCUCCAGGUGGACCUCCUGGAGGCGGAGAUUGAGAGCUUGGACAAGGUGCUCCUGCGGAAGGACGAGCAGAUAGAUAGACUCCACCAAGGAAGAAAGAGAAUGGAAGACUGUGUGAUACAGAUUGAAGAGGAGGAGAGAGCUAGGAGGAUGGAGACUGGAAGAGACGGAACAAGGACCCAAACAAACAUGGAUGUCAAUACAGGGAGCCAUGAUCCCUCAUCCGAGAUGCAGAGCAUAGAUGUAGAUGGUCAUCACUACAGGGAUGAGCUGGGAGGUGGCAAUGGCUGGCAGACGGGGUCUGAGGGGACGAUGGAUGGGCGUGGCAGACAAGUGAUGAGCAUUCCGCCUUCAACCGAUGAACUCUCGGCCAGCUUCUCGUCACGCAGUCAGUCUGCUCCCGAGUUUGGACGCAAGAAAAUGUUCCCCUUCUGGAGCUGAUCUACCGCCCCCUAUUGCUAGACGCAGAAGAUGGCGUCAUGAAUCCUGCCAUUCUCGUGGAUCAUGCAUGCUUAAUAGAGUACAAGUAAAUUGUACAACCAGUGAUAUUCAAAUCAAUUUUUUUUCCUUCUCUCACAGAAAGUGUAUGUCAUCUUGCUUUAAAUGAAAGCGUGACAUAUUGUUGGUAAUUAUGAUGUCUAGGAGCUGUGUAUUGUAUGAGUAGAAUAAGUAUUAAUUCAGGUAGUAAACACAAAUGUGCUUUAGCCUUAUUACACACAUUCCAAUUUUUUCAAUUUAUUUUCUUCUUUAAUGUGUGGCAUUUCAUUUGAAGUCUUGAAAUCUAAGUGUAUUUUGGAAAUGAACCUCACUAUGAAUACAGUGUGUGAUGAUCACAGAUGGUCCUAUGCUGUUUGUGUGAAAUAAAGAUUUAAAACAAAAUGGUGGAUGAUUUCAAAGUUUUUCUUGCCAAAGCGUACAUCUCGACUCUCGAGUCCAUUCUCAAUCUCCAUUCAACUGCCCUUUCUGCUUUAAUACUAAGUGCAAGUCAGUUGAAUAUGGUUGGUGCAAAGGAAUAAACUAAACUUACAUAUAGCGACAUUAGAGCUUUACAUAAUCUACAUAUCAAAGAAGAUUGCACUAUAGGCAAAUUAAGUGGGUGAAGUUUGAGUUGCAUGUGCCUUUUUCAUUUCACCAUUUCGUUUUCUGAGACAUUUUUUUAGAAGCAUUCCGUGCAUCCAUCCACUCCUGAAUGCCUUAUUCAUCAAAGGGCACCUUUUAACGAUUCCAUCCAACUGCUUCUUGUUUAUUCCGCUGUAAUUUAACAAGGCAUUAAACUUGGACCAAACUUUGGCCUACCAGUAAAAUGUUUUAUUUCAAGUUCUCUAUCUAAUUGCUUUGCCUUAAACAAUAAAUACUGACAAAAAUUAUUUGGUUUAAAACAAUUUAAAAAACAAGUAGAAAAACAAAAACAACAUAGAUGAAUAAAUGAAAAGCAAACAUUUGUUAAAUUUUCUUCCUGAUAAAAUCGCACCUUUAGUAAAAACAUAAAAAGAGCUCCCUUUAAAAGUUUUUUUUUUUUGCAAUAGAGGAAGACAUAAUUUAUAGAAAAGGGAGAAAUAAUUAAAAGCUUGCUGAAUCUACAAAGUCAAAGAUAUUUCUAGAAUUCAAGGGAACUGCUCUUAAUAGAUAAUUCAGUUCAUAAAUAAGUGAAAUAACAAAAAUUUUCAACCAUUUUGGGUACAUUAAAACCCACCAAACCUGCUGCUUUAAUCCUAGAACAAAUAAUCAAAUAAAUUAAGUAAGAAUGAAAUGAUUCAUUAAAGUAUGAAAUAUUUAUCGAUAGAACAGAACUUGCCAAGGUCAUCUGAAAUACUUACAUACCAAUACUAGUAAAAACAUUCCACAAUCAAAUAGUACUGAAUACUAGUGUGUAGAUCUAUAGACAAAAAUACUGGAAUAUACAAUGAUUAUGAUUCCAGUUCAUUCUAAAUUGUAAAUAAACGUAAUUGGAUUCAAAUUUAGCACUGAUGUUUAGUGUUGAAGUAUGAAAGAAAAAUUGUGCAAAAUGUGAAAUAGAAAUGCCUUACCAGGAUAAGUAUCCUAAAAAAAAAAAAGUAAAUGAAAAAUUAAGUGAUUUUGUAGACUUGCACUUGUGUCUUUCAAUCAUUAAUUGAUAUUUCUUUGUGAUUUCAGAAAAUAGAAAA
Strongylocentrotus purpuratus (purple sea urchin) is the source of this 3138-nucleotide messenger RNA. RefSeq lists its product as uncharacterized. The coding region runs from base 26 to 1435 and encodes 469 amino acids. The record is from RefSeq and is a predicted model, not a curated record. The transcript is spliced from 6 exons. Lineage: Eukaryota; Metazoa; Echinodermata; Echinoidea; Camarodonta; Strongylocentrotidae.